AUGCUCACGACAAAAACCUCUCGGCCGCUGCAGCUGUUUACUCGCUUCAUGCAGUGGACCAGUGCAGUCAUUGUCAUGGGUAUUACUUCAUAUUUUAUCCACCGAGGACCUCACAGCACGCACUUGAUCUACCAAGAGGUUAUUGCAGUUCUGUCGGUUGUCUUCUUCCUUCCAGCCUUCGCCUCGCCAUUUGUGCCCAAUAGUCUCAGCAAGUUUGUGCUGGCGAUCGAUAUCGUCUUCUCGUACCUCUGGUUGACUGCAUUCAUCUUCGCAGCCGAGGACUACAACCGUAAAGCGUGCUACGUAAACUCUCCACCCGGAUUUAGUUGCAAGAAGAAGUACGCCAACGAGGCUUUUAUCUUCCUUGCCUUCAUCUUCACUUUCUUCGGAAUGUUCCUCGAAGUUGCCGGUCUCUGGGCUUAUCGCAAGGAAAGAUCACGAGCUACCAGAGCCGGCAUCGCCCCCGAGAAGCGCGGUCCUACUGAUCCAUUGGACGCUCCCGCGCCGCCAGCAGGAACUGUCUAG
Molecule: messenger RNA, 525 nt
Organism: Penicillium diatomitis
Lineage: Eukaryota; Fungi; Ascomycota; Eurotiomycetes; Eurotiales; Aspergillaceae
Product: MARVEL domain-containing protein
Exons: 4
Coding region: 1-525 (174 amino acids)
Cellular component (GO): membrane
Source: RefSeq, a predicted model, not a curated record